Messenger RNA from Anoplopoma fimbria (sablefish), 2781 nucleotides. It is a transcript of the gene fhdc3, whose product is annotated as FH2 domain containing 3. Bases 144 to 2567 code for a protein of 807 amino acids. The record is from RefSeq and is a predicted model, not a curated record. NCBI's taxonomy places the organism in Eukaryota, Metazoa, Chordata, Actinopteri, Perciformes, Anoplopomatidae. The transcript is spliced from 12 exons.
GGCAGACUGGCAGCAGACUGCACUUCGCAUGAGCACGAGGCAAGAUCAGAGAGUGAGGAUUUAUAUGACAGCUACGUUUUAAUAGCAAGAUCCGAGUGGCUAACAGCGGGGUACUGCGUCUUACCAUCAUCUUGGACUUACAGAUGGAGGGAGUGCUGAUUUUAAAAUCCGCCUCUCCUCCAAACUGUCCCCCUCAAGACUCUUCUCCUCUUUCACCUGAUGCUCAGGAAGAUUCAGAUCUGCAGUCACCAUCUCCUGUGCCUCCUCCAAUGUGUAUUACCGCUGCACCAGCACCUCCACCUCCUCCUCCUCCUCCUCCUCCUCCUCCUCCUCCUCCUCCACCACCCCCUUCCUUUGGCUCUCGUAACGUCCAGCGGCGUUCCAUGAAGAAGCUGAACUGGGACACCAUCCCCAGUCAGCGUGUACUGGGCAAAUUGAACGUCUGGACGUCUAAACGGCCUCAGAGGGAUCUUGUGCUGGACAUCCCGAGCAUCGAGGAGUUGUUCAGUCAUGUAGACAAACGGGCCUCGCUGCCCAACUCCAGGAUCACGGGUCUGAUGACCUGUGAUGGCAUGGGCCUCUUUCCACAGGAGCCUCAGGUCACAAUCCUUGACUCUAAAAAGAGUAUGAAUAUUGGGAUCUUUCUAAGACAUUUCAAGAGGUCAAGGACAGAAAUGGUGCAGGAUAUUUGUCAAGGGAACUGGCUGAGAUUUGGGACAGGAAAACUAAAAGAGCUUUGUAAGCUACUGCCAGAAGAAAGGGAGGUGAAGCAGCUGCUGUCAUUCAGUGGGAACCUUUCCGUGUUACCAGAGGCUGACCAGUUCAUGGUGCAGCUGGUCAAAGUGCCGGGCUAUGAGGAACGGCUGAAAACAAUGGUGCUGAGGGAGGAAUUCUUUCCUCUUAUGGAGGAGGUGAAGAACUCUGUUGCUGUCUUGAUCAUGGCAGCUAAUGAGCUGUUGGACUGUGAUGACCUCCACUCGGUCAUUCGACUAGUAUUAAAAGCUGGGAAUUACAUGAACGCUGGUGGUUUCAGUGCCAAUGCCAACGUCAUCGGCUUCAGGAUGACCUCUCUGCUCAAGCUGGCAGACACCAAGGCCAACAAGCCUGGCAUGAACCUCAUGCACUAUGUUGCCAAGCAAGCAGAGGACAUCGAUGCUGCAUUGCUGACAUUUGCCACCCAGCUUGAACACAUCGGGAUGGGAUCAAGAAUUUGUAAAGAGGAGGUCAUCACAGACUUUGAGAGGGAAGUCAAGAAAGUCAAGGAAGUGAAAUUGUACAGCAGCAGACAUCCUGGCCUCUUACAACAAAUCGAUACAUUUUUUAUGAGGGCUGAGGCCAAGCUGGCCAAUUUGGAGACCUCUCUUCAGGAGCUAAAGGCUCUGAGCAAUGCUGUCGCGGAGUACUUCUGUGAAGACCCAGCUACCUUCAAACUGGAGGAGUGCUGCUCCAUCUUUCAUUCGUUUUGCAAGCGGUUUGACACAGCUGUAAAGGAGAACCAAGAGCGAGAGGCAGUAGAGCAGAGGCGCAAGCGGAAGGACAGUGUGCGGAUUGCAGCCAAACGCCGCCCCACAGUGUCUUGCGUGGGACCUGCGCGUGAUCGGGACUCCUCGAGCUUGGAGUCGGCCCUACACAGCUUUCUCUCGACUGCUCCAGAGGGAUUAGUCAGAUGCAGGAAGAACAUACUGCCCACAAUCGAAGGAUCCCCCUCUGAGCACACCUCGGGGACCGUUCCAUUAGAAGGAAAAACUGAGGCUACGCCAUGCACUAGACAAGAGAGACACGAGAAAAAACAAUCCAAACUGCAGCAGGUGGACAGGAACAUGGCAGAUCUAGAAAACAAAGAAGAAGCUCAAAAGAUCCGUGAGAUAACUCGGAAGGUGCUUCGCUACCAAAACAGCAAAAGCAGCCUAGAUGGGGACAGAGUUUCAGGCACUCCUCGUCAGUCAGAGAGAGAACAAGACACACCGGCUACCCCAAGAACCCCUCGGCCUAGAACCAGAGACUUCUUCUUUUCCAACAAUGAGGGUGUGGGCUCCCCGUGGACUAUCCUGAGUCCUUUUACUUGCGACCAAAGAAACGCCUCCCACCGAGGCAGACGACCACACCAACGCAGACUAUGCUUAACGCCAGGUGGAGAUGAACUUGAUGAUGGCGUCUGGGAGAGUGACGAAGGCAAUUAUCUCACCAAGUCCUCCAGUCAGGAAAAUCUAACAUCUCCAUCUGUGGGUUGUGCAUCUCUUCCUGAGUGCCCCAGUCAGAGAGCUGUGUCAAAGGUUCCAUUCCUCAGGUCCAUUUCCAUGGAUGAAACCAUGAGAUCUCCAGCACCUGGUUUCCGGCUGGGAGACUUGUUCCAGAAAAACUUGUCUCAAAGGUCAUACUCCUCUGGAUCAAGGACAGAAAACUUGAAAGAAGAGGCAGGAGUCAGUUCAUUGCUUGGUAGGAAGGCAGGGAAUCAUGUAGAGGGUGAAGGGAGCACCUCUGGGUUCAUAUCCUUCUUCAGACGCAUUGGAAGCAGAAGUAAGCCUGGUGAUGGGGAAGAACAACAUAACAAAGGAUCUAAUACUUGAUACCAUUUUUUUUUUAUUUAGAGUCAAAGGCCAAGCUUUGCCUUUUUUUGUGUGUUUUAUAUUGUUAAAAUUAGUUUGUCUAUUUUUAUUGUUAAAUAUUUACCCUUCAGUGGACCCAAGGCAAAUGGGGACUUGCUUUGAACUGUGAAGGUUUUGAUUUUGUGUGAUUUUAAACCACAUUCAAAAAUCUUCAUUUUUGUCUUUUUGUGCGUAA